Molecule: messenger RNA, 1179 nt
Organism: Acomys russatus (golden spiny mouse)
Lineage: Eukaryota; Metazoa; Chordata; Mammalia; Rodentia; Muridae
Gene: Camk2n1
Product: calcium/calmodulin dependent protein kinase II inhibitor 1
Exons: 2
Coding region: 150-386 (78 amino acids)
Biological process (GO): negative regulation of protein kinase activity
Molecular function (GO): calcium-dependent protein kinase inhibitor activity; protein kinase binding
Source: RefSeq, a predicted model, not a curated record
UCCCCCGGCCUCUCACCGGCCCCAGCGCCGCGGCAGCCCCAAGGGCCGUCCCCGGCCGGCCAUCCCCGGCCCCAGUGCCGCUGACCCUGUCCUCCGCGGGCGGGGACGCGGGCGGAGGAGGUGCUGCCUCGGAGCCCCCGGACGCGACCAUGUCGGAGGUGCUGCCGUACGGCGACGAGAAGCUGAGCCCCUACGGCGACGGCGGCGACGUGGGCCAGAUCUUCUCGUGCCGCCUGCAGGACACCAACAACUUCUUCGGCGCCGGGCAAAACAAGCGGCCGCCCAAGCUGGGCCAGAUCGGCCGGAGCAAGCGGGUUGUUAUUGAAGACGAUAGGAUUGAUGACGUGCUGAAAAAUAUGACCGACAAGGCACCUCCUGGUGUCUAACUGCCCCAAAGACAAUGAGUUGAGGGAAGGAAUAAGAAGAGUGGCUGGCCGUAACAGUUACUGACAAAAAGCAUGAGGAGGAGAAAGCACUUUGAAAUUUAUUACUAGCUUGCUACCUACGAUGAAAUCAACAACCUGUGUCUCAUGUCAGGCCGGGAGACAGAUGAGGUGGGAGGAGGAGGAGGAGGAGGAGGAGGAGAAGAAGGAGGAGGCUCUGGGCUCCUCUACAAAAACAAAAGUUAAAAAAAAAAUUAAAAAUCACUAUAUACACACAUAUAAAGAAAAAAGUCUCAGUUGCAGCUAUUUGUCAAAAUUAAUACCUGUUUCUUUUUAUAUAUGGUAAAUAUUGUGCAAUUAUAGAUGUGGAUUUUGAACCACUUCCUGAGAGCAGCACCGAGUUACACGAAGGUGCUUGUGUUCUCUGCUGAUUUGGCCGUCCCAAAUGUUUACAUUAUUUAAUCUUGCAAAAAUGAUCCUGUGCACUUGGAUGUGACCUGCUGUCUACUUUUAUUUUUUAAAUGUUGUUUAUUCUUGGAUGUACAAAAGAAAAUUUGGGAAAAAGUGAUCUCUGUAGAUACUGUUGUACUUCAGUCAUCUUUUGAAGUUAUCAGAAAUGUGUUUUAAAAGCAGAAGGCAGCUUUUCCAAGGAAGGACGCUUAAGAAGGGCCUUGUCUUGUUCUGAAGAGAUGAGCUGUACAGCCUGGGCUGCUCUGUUGCAACAAAGCUCGUAGCCCAGGUUAACACCAACAACGGGUUUUAUAUGUCAGGAAACAAAAAACAAAACAAAAGAAAA